CAAAAUAUCCAAUCCAAAUUCUCUAUGAAACAAGAUCUUUAUUUGUGAUAUAGAAGAUAACGUUUUUUCUUUUUCAUUCUUCUUCUGCAACAGUAACGGUGACGGUAACGGUAACGGAGACGGCAGAGAUGACCGGUAACGAUGUGUUGGUCAAUGAUUUUGUGGAGCAGGAGGAGAGUUCAAUUAGGGACUUGCGUAAAGAUGAAUCAUCAAAGUGGACCAACGAGAAACACAGUUUAUAUCUGAAGUCGAUAGAAGCAUUAUUCGUCGACCAGCUGUAUAACUCUUUGGAUAUGCAAACAUACUCCUCUGAUGAAAUCUCCACCGGGAAAAACCAACCCGACACUUGUAUUGCUUCAGGCCAGUUUAAGGUUCUUCAGCGCGGCUGUUGGUCGAAGAAAUGCUUCAAGAGAGAACAAUCACAUCUGAAAGAUGCAGAUAGGCCCCAAGUUUCUCCAAGCAAUCAUUGGAUCCAGCAUUUCACAAAUGGGUCCCUCAAAAGACAAACUUCAACUUCAAUGCAAGAUUUUGUAACCGACUCUCGGUUGCAUCAAGAGACUGGUUGUAGCAAUACAGAGGGGACAGAUCAAAAUUUUGUUGAAGACGCAAUGUCCAGCCGAAAAAGGGUGAGAACUUCAAAAAUCGCUCACUCAACCAAAGAUCAGGUUGUUCCCCGUUGCACUUUGGAUGCAACAACUAAAAUCGCGGAUAGUUAUGUUUGUUCAAAAAAGAAGACAAAAUGAGGUGUUCCAGGAUCCAGAUGACCAUUUAUAUGUUCUUAACCUGGCUGGGGUUAUGAAGUGUUAACCCAUGUUACUCUCUUAAAAGAUUUUGUAGUGAAGAAAUUGGAUGUGAUUUCCAGUGUGUGAUGAUGGUGCUGAAAACACAUAGUAAAGAAUUAAAGGUGUAGAUUAUAUGAUAAUGAGAAGGUGAAUAAAAACUUUAUGCUCGGACUAGGAAAAUCAAGAUAUAGAUAGGUUGAUUAUCGAUUGGUUCGCUCUUUUUUUUGUUGUGGUCAGUUGGUAGCACUGGUGUCCACUCUUGUUGGUAGUUCAUUCGUUCAUUAGUUUGUUGUUAAAUUGAUAUCUAUGUUACUCCAGCUUUGUUAGUUCAUUAAAGGAUUCAAAAAA
Messenger RNA from Helianthus annuus (common sunflower), 1130 nucleotides. Its product is annotated as cold-regulated protein 27. The record is from RefSeq and is a predicted model, not a curated record. The coding region runs from base 129 to 743 and encodes 204 amino acids. The transcript is spliced from 5 exons. NCBI's taxonomy places the organism in Eukaryota, Viridiplantae, Streptophyta, Magnoliopsida, Asterales, Asteraceae. Gene Ontology annotation, biological process: regulation of circadian rhythm; response to cold.